UAUGUUAUAUAUACUAUAAACAAUUAUAUAUAUUUAUGUAGGUAUAUGUGAUACACUUGUAUGAGGAUCUGAGAUUUGAUAAUAUCAAAAGGAGAUUAUAAAGUUAUUUAGUAGUUUUAAAUACAUAAGUCGUUCAUUUGUUGCAGCAGAAUUUGUCUUGCGAUAGCCUGGCCUAGAUGCAUCUAGCAACGUCGUUAGGAAAACUGUAACUGAUGGAGAGAAAGGAAGAAUGAAUAAAGAAAAGGAGAAGAGAGAGUUCGUUGACCGUCAAAGAGAAGUCAGGAGCGUGACUGUAACCGUGACUGUGAUCGUAAUCCUGAUCGCAACCGUGAUCGUAACCAUGACCGACUUGCUGUUACAAAUCUUUAGAAAGUUUUGUGUGUGUUCGCGGAUAUAUGUUUGACUAUAGGUUUAGGUUACACAUGAAUAUUAUAUAUGUAUGUAAAAAAGUUUGUACAUCAUAUACAAUUCCUUUAUUUUUUUUUCACCACUGACUAGUUAAUGGCUUUUAUCAUUUUUGCAUGUUACAAACUUUCUAAGAAAUGAUUAUUUCUAGUAAUUAUUAAUUACGACAAUUCUCGUCUUUCCAUUGCAAUUUAUCCAUUUCUUGUAGUAGUGUCCUUCUUGUAUCAUUUAUAUUUCUUAUCUGUAACUUAACCUCAAAUUGUUUUAGUUGACAGAGUGCAAUAUAGGCUUUUUAUUUCUUUCAAACUUUAAACCUUUAAAAUACUAUUGGCAAAAUACUGUUUUGACGAAAUAAUAUUCCAUUAUUAAAUUUGGGUAGCUAUAAUAUAAAAUUAGAUAUAAUAUAGUAAAAAAGUAAAUAUAAUAUAAAAUUGAAUACAAGAUAGCAAUUAGAAGCAAUUAAAUUUUGAUAUACGAACAUUAAAAUGAUCAAGGACAAAAACUGAAGUAUAAUUUGUCAUAACUACUUCCUUGUAAAAACUUGACAAUCCUUAUAUAAAUAACAAUAUUAAACAUUUUGCCAUCUGAGUAAGAUUUAAAUGAAAUAUAUUUAAAAACACCAAAUCAACAACAGAACAGAAAUACAACAAAAGUAAUCGUCGAAUAUUAAAAUUAAAUAAUUAUAAAAUGUCGUAUUUUUGUCAGAAAAUGUAUUUUAUAUUUGCAACAAUCACCGCCUUAACUUUUAGUAUAAUAAUUUACCAGGUUUACUUAAUUCAGAAUGGUAACAGAUUACAUCAUCCAGAUGUACCCAUAAUUCUAUGGUGGACACCUUUUGGAAAUGAUGAAAAAUUACGGGACUGUGAAAAUUAUCAGUGUUAUUUUACAAGUAACCGAUCCUUUCAAUAUCAUAAACAGAUAAAAAGUUUUCUUUUCUAUGGUAGUAAUUUUCGAAUUAAUGAUUUACCAAAAUGGAAAUCCGACGAAAUUCCGUGGGGUUUGCUUCAUGAAGAAUCCCCAAGAAAUAAUCCAAUAUUAGUUCAACAGGAAACUCUGAAUCUUUUUACAUACUCUUCAACAUUUAGCAGAUUUAGUGAUGUACCUCUAACUCUUGCAGAUCUACCUGGAAUUACAGAAUUAUUAGAUAGAAAAUACUUUGUAUCUACAAAAGAAAAAACAAGGUUGAUGUAUAAAAGAAAUUUGGCACCAUUACUUUAUAUACAAUCUGAUUGUGAUACUGCAAGUAACAGAGAUAUUUAUGUAGCUGAAUUAAUGAAAUAUAUACGUAUAGAUUCAUAUGGCGCAUGUUUAAAUAAUGCUCAACUUGAGAAAAGGUUAAAGGAAAAUUACCUUGAAAUAUUGAACAGUGAAGAUUUUCUUUCUUUUAUUGCUAAUUACAAGUUUACAAUAGCUUUUGAAAAUGCAGUCUGCGAUGACUAUAUCACUGAAAAAUUGUGGAGGCCCCUUAUUGUUGGAUCUAUACCUAUAUAUUAUGGAUCACCAUCAUUCAAAGAUUGGCUUCCAAAUAAUAUGUCUGCUAUAUCAAUACUCGAUUUCAAAAAUCCAGUAAAUUUAGCCAAGUUUUUAUAUAAUCUUUCCAAUAAUGAAAUUGAAUAUAAUAAAUAUUUAUCCCACAAAUUAAUUGACGACUAUGAAACUGAAAAUGAAAGAUUAAGAAAGGCAUUAGAGAGAAAAGAGGAAUGGUUAUCUAAUGAAUUUGGAAAUUAUGUUGAAGAAUUUGAAUGUUUUGUUUGUAAAAGCAUAUAUCAACCAAGGAAAACAAAAAUUGUCAAUAAGAAACAUUAUAACUGUCCAUUGCCAAAAAAUCCACUAACAAACAAAACUGAUCAUUCUAAUUGGUGGACAAAACAAUGGACUUUAGAAAAAUGUGGUGCAAAGAUAUUAAGUUACCAUAUGCAAAAUAACCUUACAAUUAAUGAGGAAAAUUUUGAAACAGAUAAAAUGAAGCUUUUUGAUAGAAAUGAAUGUUAAUUUAUUUAUUUUUAAUAAAUUGAAAAUUUACUAUUUUAUAUAUUUAGUAACAGAUUGUAAUAUUAGUUGCAUACUUGUGUAUGUUUUGUUUUUAUUUGUAUUACAGAACUUUUAAUAUGUGAACUGUAUUUUUAUAAUAAAGAUAAUAUCCAAAAAGCUAUUGGAAACACUUUAUUUCUUGAUUUUCAAAUAUCAUUUAAAGGGUAACUAUAUAUUUACCUAUAUAGUUACCAUUUCUAAAUUAUGUUCUUAAUAUAAUAUUAAAUAUAAAAAAAAAAAAAAAA
Bombus huntii is the source of this 2681-nucleotide messenger RNA. It is a transcript of the gene FucTB, whose product is annotated as alpha-(1,3)-fucosyltransferase 10. Lineage: Eukaryota; Metazoa; Arthropoda; Insecta; Hymenoptera; Apidae. Bases 1093 to 2397 code for a protein of 434 amino acids. The record is from RefSeq and is a predicted model, not a curated record. The transcript is spliced from 7 exons. Gene Ontology annotation, cellular component: membrane. Gene Ontology annotation, molecular function: alpha-(1->3)-fucosyltransferase activity.